AGACAAUUGGUUCUAUAUUUUUAUAUAAUUUAUUAAUGUUAAAUAAUUCACAUAUGCUAACAACUUCAUUACUUUUGGAAUUUAUCCCAAUCAUUACUUAGUUUUUUUAUUUAUCUUUUGCCUUAUGGUUCCCACUUUUUGUUUGAAAACAACUAUUAUGAUUUGUAGAGCAUAUUCUUAUAUCAUCUAGAGUUUAUUAAAAUAAUUAAAUUUAUAAGCACUUUUGGGCAUGUUUGGUGCAUGAGUGUUUAUAUCUAUGUUUAUAUGGAUAUGUUGUAGGAGAUAACUAAAAGAUAAUUUCAACAAUAGAACCUAGCUACAAAAUUAUAGUGCAAUGGAAAUAGAAGAUUCAGAUAUUUGUAUCAUCAAGGAGCCAGAUUGUGUCACAGUCUAUUCCGAUGGAAUUUUGCACGAUUCAGGUCAUGAAAAUGGAACUGUUAAUCACAACAUUACGGAGUCUUAUGAGCAUAUCAACGAGACAGCUGAACAUCAUAGUUCAGAGGAGAGCACAAAGGAAUAUGAAGUGAAAGAAUGCACGACAGAAGUUUCUGUUAAGGCCUCUGAUGUAUCCAACGUUAGAAAAAGCGAUGACAAGUUAACCUCAGAAUUUGAGGGAAAACUCAAUGCGAAAAGUUUGAAACCUCACAAAACAAGGGGUAAUCAUAAGCCACGAGAUACUGUGAAACGUACUGGGAGUGUUCAAAUUAAGCCUACAGUUCCACAACCAUUUACCCUAGCGACUGAGAAGCGUGCUACGAUUGUAACACGUCCUACUUUUGAAGAAGAUAACAAAGGCGGUAAUGGAAGAAAACCUGUAAAUAAAAAAAAUGUGCUAUCUUCCAAUAUGCUUAAACAGAAUCAGUUGAAGUCUCCUUUAGUCGCAAGAAAAUCGUUGAAACCUGAUAACAAGAAGCAUUCUGAUGAGGUCGAUUCUUGUUCAGUUGCUUCUAUAAAUGCAACUUCUGUGAAAUCAUUCAAGUCCAGGGCAACUGUUGCUUCUGCUCCAAGCUUUCGGUCGACCGAACGUGCUCAAAGAAGGAAGGAGUUUUAUUCGAAAUUAGAGGAAAAGCAACAAGCAAUGGAAGCUGAGAAGAGUCAAAAUGAAGCAAGGAGCAAGGAGGAGAAAGAGGAAGCCAUCAAACAGUUGAGGAGGAGUUUAAAGUUUAAAGCAAGCCCUAUGCCAAGCUUUUACCAUGAUGGACCUCCACCUAAGGUUGAAUUGAAGAAGCUGCCACCAACACGUGCAAAAUCUCCAAAGCUGGGCCGGCAAAAGAGCAACAGUAAUUUAUCUGAAGGGGCCAAGGAGAAAGGCGCCGUUGCUGAAAAAAAGCAUUGCACGCCGAACACCAACAACUGUAACUUGAGCGAUGUGAGCAAUGACAAUGGUGUGGCUGUUCUCGAAAACAAGAUCGAGCAUACCAAAAUAAUCGAAGAAAUUAAUAUGAUCAAAUUGACUGGUCAAGCAGAUGUUGAGAUCAGCAGUCAGUCAAGUUUCCAAUGAGAUUAGUUUUUUUCAGCUCUAAUUUACGAGUCUCUGAAGCGUUUAUUUCUUUUAACUUCUAAGAACUUGCUUCUGUGUGCAGUGAUUGAUAUGUGAAAAUGUUUAUUUGUAAUUUAUUUCAACUUAUUUGUAAAAAAGGAAAUCCUAUUGCUCAUAGGAGCUAUUUAAGCAUUUGUCUGUGUUCCUGCACUUCAGGGUCACACUGAUUUAAGUUAUUGGAAAA
Trifolium pratense (red clover) is the source of this 1724-nucleotide messenger RNA. Its product is annotated as protein WVD2-like 3. The coding region runs from base 335 to 1501 and encodes 388 amino acids. NCBI's taxonomy places the organism in Eukaryota, Viridiplantae, Streptophyta, Magnoliopsida, Fabales, Fabaceae. The record is from RefSeq and is a predicted model, not a curated record. The transcript has 7 exons. Gene Ontology annotation, molecular function: microtubule binding. Gene Ontology annotation, biological process: microtubule cytoskeleton organization.